ACAAAUAAAUAAGAUGUUUUAUAAGAUAUUUUAAAUUAUAAAUAUUUUUUUAAUUAAUUUGAACCUCUUGAGGUCAGUUUCAUUUUAAGAAAUUAAUAUGAUAUAAUUAUGUCGUCCAAUUAAACAACAUCGCGUAUUUCUUAUUUAUUUUUUAAGUAUACUAGCUUUCCGCCGUCGCCAUCGCCCGCCAUAUUAUACAUACUCGUAAAAAUCUUUCUUUUGAAUCAUCCUCUCUAUUACCAAUACCGCAUCAAAAUCCGUACCUAACGUAGUUUUAAAGACCUAAGCAUAAAUAGGGACAGACAGAAAGCGUCUUUGUUAUAAACUAUUUACUGAUCAUUCAAUUUUCUUUAAAAUAUAUAUAUGUUAAGACUUAAAUUUUUUUAAGGUAUUUAUAUUUUUUUAAGGUGCAGUAGAAAACAAUUAACAUCUCAUGUCUAUCUAAAGCGUUCAUAGUUUUAUAAUAAAAAUGAUAGUUUAUGUUCUAAUUUAUUAUUGUUACAGUAAAAGGUGAUAUAAGAAAUGUUUUGAUGACACAUACAUCCAUUUUAUUAAUAUCAUCAGUAAUUUAUACAUGUCAUUUGUUGUGCGGAAACACCCCACGUAGUCUUGACGCAAAACUUCCUCGGACCAUUUGCUUCGUGUCAAGUUCACAGAAGCCGAAACCCGUUCGUGAUGUUGUCGUUAGGGUUAAAGCCAAUGUCCUUUUGGUAUAAAACAAGCAAGAUACACCUGUCCAUGGUCAUUCGUUACUAGACUUUGAAAUAAUAAACUUCUGUGAUAAUAAUACUAUUACUUUAAGUAGGAUGAAAUCUUUAUCAGUUUUGUGCUUACUCGUUGUGGUGGCUGUGGUAUCCGGACGGCCAGAGCAAUAUACGAAUAAAUAUGAUAACGUUAACUUAGACGAAAUCCUCAGCAACAGACGACUGUUAGUUCCUUAUCUCAAAUGUGUCCUAGCCCAGGGAAAGUGCUCCCCCGAUGGAAAAGAGUUGAGGUCUCACAUUAGGGAGGCUCUUGAAAAUUAUUGCGCAAAAUGUACUGACGUACAGAAAACUAGCACCCGAAAAGUGAUCGGUCACCUGAUCAACCACGAGCAGGAGUACUGGCAGAAACUGGUGGACAAAUACGACCCCGAGAAGAAAUACGUGAAAAAGUAUGAGGACGAACUUACAGCUGCUAAAGCUUGAUCAACAUGAUAGACUGUGAUUAGUAUUAAAGAUAUAAUUUCGGAAAUAAAAGAAGUUUAGCAAACUUUAACGUGUUUUUCUUUUGAGUUUGCUAAGGGCGUCAACGACAAGC
Molecule: messenger RNA, 1299 nt
Organism: Diatraea saccharalis (sugarcane borer)
Lineage: Eukaryota; Metazoa; Arthropoda; Insecta; Lepidoptera; Crambidae
Source: the annotation of a GenBank genome assembly